AUGGCGGCGCUAGUGGCGGAGGUGAGCGCGGCUGCGUCCUCGCCUCUCCUCGUGCCCCGCUCCGCUCCACGCGCUGCGGUGGGUGCGGAGGUGCGGCGGCAGGUGGGGCUCGCGGCGCCGCUGGUGGCGUGCAGCCUGCUGCAGUACAGCCUGCGGGUGGUCUCCGUCAUGUUCGCCGGACACCUAGGGGAGCUCUCCCUAUCCGGGGCCUCCGUCGCGGCCUCCUUCGCCAACGUCACCGGCUUCAGCGUCCUGUGCCUUACCAGAUUCCUGCAGACCCAAAAUAUUGCCCAGAUAUUGGUAGCUUGCUCUGGACUUACUUUGCUACUAAAUGUUAUGCCAUGCUGGUUGCUGGUUCUAAGUUUUGGCCUUGGCCACAAAGGCGCAGGCACAGCUCUGGCAACCUCAGUAUCUUACUGGUUCAAUGUGGCAUUGCUAGCUGUGUAUGUGAAAGUUUCUGAAGCUGGCAGAAGAAGUUGGCAUGGAUGGUCAAGGGAGGCACUAAAGUUAAAGAAUGCCAAAGUGUAUCUAAGGCUAGCAAUUCCAUCUACCUUUAUGACCUGCUUGGAGUAUUGGGCAUUUGAGAUGGUGGUUCUCUUAGCGGGAUUUCUUCCAGAUCCAACACUGGAAACUUCAAUUUUGUCAGUCAGCCUAAACACAAUGUGGAUGGUCUAUACAAUUCCAAGUGGCCACAGCAGCGCAAUAAGAUUAAUUGUCUUUGCUAUGCCGCCUGAGCAGGUUAAUGUAAAAAAUGAUCACAUAUCCAACAUGCUCAGUGCUCUCAUAAGUCAUAAGAGAAAAAGAAAAGAUCCAAUUUGUUUGGUAUUGCAUGCUACAAGUAAGAGGGUUUCACCAGUAUCAUUUAUUCCUUUACCAAAGAAGAGCGGCACAAGUGUUAUGUACAAGAGUGGCGCGGCUCGAGGAUGUGUCUGGCAGAAAGUAUGCUCGGUUAUCAACCUGUUUGCUUACUAUGCUAUUGGUCUCCCUUCAGCUGUUACUUUUGCAUUUAUUCUGAAGAUUGGUGGUAUGGGCCUUUGGUUGGGAAUCAUAUGUGCUAUGGCAGUGCAGAUAUUUGCUUUGGUCGUGAUGAUGCUUCGAACCAGCUGGAAUGAAGAGUUUUCCCCUUCCAAACAAGCGGCCCUGGAUAUCGUUGAACGCGGGGCUGCUAAAGAAGCGGAGCAUGAUUUGGUAUUGGUGGAGGUUAAUCUUAACAUUAUGGCACCAGGCACUUCGGCAAACUCUGGUCUGCUCCAUUAUUACAUACUGAGUGAACUUCAAGUCCCUAUUACCGAGGCACUUUCCAAAUGUAUGAACCUGGGUGCAUGCUUCCAUGUGCUGAAGCCACUGGACAGAAGAAGCUUCAGCAUUCUGUGGCACCAAGCACUGGAACACAAGUCUAAAAAGGCAGCACCUCAAGAACCAACUCUUAAUAGUACCAGAAAUGGAAUGGUUUCAUCAUCUACUGAAAAGCCCAAGGAAGUGCUUAUCCUAGAGGGAAACGAUUUAUCCGAUCCUGAAAGCAAUGGAUAUGAAGAGCCAAAGAAGCGGAAUCGGAUCACAUGGACCAUUGAGCUCCAUGAAAAGUUCUUGGAGGCUGUCGAAGUUCUUGGGGGGGACGAGUAUCCCAGGUCCCUUGACGAUCAAGGGCAGCAAGCUCCUCACACAUUGCAAGCUGCCAUUCAGGGAUGCUGGAAGCUUCUUGAUACGUGGAGGGUUCAUCAACAACAGCAUUCACAGAUGGAAAACCAUACUUGUCAGCAGGCCCAAUAG
This is a messenger RNA of Miscanthus lutarioriparius, 1770 nucleotides long. The record is from the annotation of a GenBank genome assembly. NCBI's taxonomy places the organism in Eukaryota, Viridiplantae, Streptophyta, Magnoliopsida, Poales, Poaceae.